AGCGAGUUGACUGAUCACGUGAAUAUCACCAUGGUUCCCCGCGAAGCUAAAGUGCUACAUGCUAAAUCGCGAAGCAGCUCAUUUAGAAACAUAGUAAAUGAGCAGCAACGAAGUGUGCUUGCUCCUCGGGGCUACGGGCGUCGGGAAAACCUUGCUUUUAAAACGUCUCCUCAAGCUCAGUCUGCAUGGGGCCAAUGAAGUGGAUGGUUGUCCACAGACCCUGCCAACAGUAGGAACCAACCUGACAGACCUGACACUAAGGAGAAAGAAGCUGACAGUGAGGGAGCUUGGAGGCUGCAUGGGCCCAAUCUGGCCCAGUUACUUCAAUGAUUGCUCAUCUGUCAUUUUUGUGGUGGACUCGGCCAACAUCGCUCAGGUGUCAUCGUCGUGCAUCCAGCUGCUGUCUGUGCUCUCCAAUGAAGCCCUACGAGAAGCUUCUGUGCUUAUAAUCUUCAACAAGAGGGACAUGCCUUGCACGAUGAGCCUAGUUGAAAUGCGGUCCCUGUUCCGGCUGGAUGACGUGGUAGCCAGCGCUCAUCAGACAAUCACCACGCUGGAGGCAAGCGCUCGCACUGGAACGGGACUACUGGAGGUGUUAACUUGGCUGGAAUCCAUUGCCGUCAAGUGA
Messenger RNA from Nerophis lumbriciformis (worm pipefish), 628 nucleotides. NCBI's taxonomy places the organism in Eukaryota, Metazoa, Chordata, Actinopteri, Syngnathiformes, Syngnathidae. The record is from RefSeq and is a predicted model, not a curated record.